UGAUUCUUUGUUGCCGUCGGUGUCUGUUAGAUGCUCCGGUUUCUUGGUUUUGCAUUAGAUUUUAACCUCUGAUUCGUUGUCGUGGGUCUGUGUUUGAUGAUUUCGGAACCAAGACAGAACAGAGAUGUUCGCAGUCUUUGUUGAACUUUGGCCAGUCGUUGUGCGGACUUUGAACUUUGAUUUACGAGCUUAAUUGGUGCCAGUCUUUUCUUCAAUCAAAGUGACGUUUUCUUGGGUUAGCUCUGUGCUAAUGCUUUGUUGGGUGGUUUGAGCUGGUUGAGAAUUGCUGAGGUUGUGGGAUAAUUCAGUGCAAGGGACAGGAGCUCAAAUCUCGAACUUCAGCAAGGAAAUCAACAUGGAAGAGAAAUGCGAAUCCACCAUAAAAGGACAAGUGCCACUGAAAAAUGAAGAGCUCGAUGCCAAAACAGAAAACAGGGAUGUGUUGAUUACUGACUUCAAGGAAGAGAAGAUCGAGGAGAUUGGAUCACCUUAUGAGUUCAUCGAGAGAUCCAAUCCACCACACCAGAAGGAAGACAUGGCAAAGGAACAAAAAGCUGAGGAAGGAAACUGUGCAGAGAAGGAGACGAAGGAUGAAGACAAAGAGGAAAUAACAAAAGAUGGAGAGAAGGUUUCGAACGAGGAGAAGAAAGAGUGUCAUGAUGAAUCAAGCGACAAACUUGAGGAGCAUGAAGAGACCAAGAAAGAAGAGAAAAGCAAGGAAAUAGUGGAUGGAAAGGAGAAGGGAGAGGAAGAGAAAAAGAAAAAGGAUAAGAAAGAGGAAAAAAAGAAGAAGCCCGAAGCUGAUGAGGAAGAAGAGGAGAAGAAAAAGAAGGACAAGAAAGAGAAGAAGAAGAAGAAGGAAAAGAAGUGCUCUGAAUCUGGUGAGGGAACCGAAGCUGAAGAUACCGAAAAGGAAGAGAAAAAGGAGAAGAAAGGAGAUAAGAAGAAGAAAGAGAAGAAGCACAAGGACAAAACCGACGAGGAAAAAGGAGGCGGUGAUGAUUCGAAGGAGGAUGAGGAGGAGACAGAAGGAUGCACCGAUGUCGUAUCGAGGGAAGUCGCCGUAGAAGAGGAUCUCGGCAAGUCGGAGGGAGAAACAGAGAACAAGAAGUGGUGGAAACAUAAGGAAGGGAAGGAAAAGAAGGGGAAAGAUAAGAAGGACAAGUGCGAAAAGAAGAAAGAAGAAUGUGGCAAGGACAAGUACAAGGACAUUGGUAAGUUGAAGCAUAAGCUCGAGAAGAUCAAUGGCAAAAUUGAAGCUCUUCUGGAGAAGAAAGCAUUCAUCUUCGGGAAAAUGAAGGACGCCGAGGCAAAGAAGAACGGCGAGGCUUCUCAGGAGCCUGCCCCUAAAGAAGUUGCUGCAACCGAUGCAGCAUAGUGCGUCCUGAUAAACGUUUCCCGGUCAGCUUCUGUCGACGAUGUUCGGCCUCGGACUCAUAGCACGGUGUGUUUAUGCAUAAAUUGAAAUCGCUGAUGUUUCUUCUCUUUGAUGCCAUCCAUAUUGUCCCUACCAAUCUUGUGAAAUAACUUCAGGACCAGAACUGAUGCGUGAUGUACUACUUCGUUAGUUAUACGUUAUAUGUGGAGGUCACUUCUGCACACUCCGCUUCCUGUUGUACUCUUCUCUCUUCUUCUAUUGAGCUUUAAUCUCAGAUCGUGGGAAGCACUUGUUCUCUCACAUUUUAGUAGUAA
Syzygium oleosum is the source of this 1692-nucleotide messenger RNA. RefSeq lists its product as uncharacterized. Bases 356 to 1378 code for a protein of 340 amino acids. Lineage: Eukaryota; Viridiplantae; Streptophyta; Magnoliopsida; Myrtales; Myrtaceae. The record is from RefSeq and is a predicted model, not a curated record. The transcript is spliced from 2 exons.